This is a messenger RNA of Maylandia zebra (zebra mbuna), 555 nucleotides long. Its product is annotated as interferon a3-like. Gene Ontology annotation, biological process: response to exogenous dsRNA; defense response. Lineage: Eukaryota; Metazoa; Chordata; Actinopteri; Cichliformes; Cichlidae. Gene Ontology annotation, cellular component: extracellular region. The record is from RefSeq and is a predicted model, not a curated record. Gene Ontology annotation, molecular function: cytokine receptor binding.
AUGAUGAACAGGAUUCUCUUUGCUUGCCUGUUUCUCGCUCUGUCCACUGACAGCUCCUCGCUAAGCUGCAGAUGGAUGGAUCAUAAAUUCAGACAGCACAACGAAGAAACUCUGAAUCUAAUUGAUACCAUGGCUAAAAACUCCACUAACACCACUGAAGUGGAGGUCACUGUGGCCUUCCCUAAUCACCUGUACCACCAGGUGUCCAAAUCAUCAGCUGAGGAUAAACUGGCUUUCAUAGUUCAGAUUCUGGAGGAGGUGGCUGCCCUGUUUGAGGAGGAUCACAGCUCUGCAUCAUGGGAGGACAGCACAGUGAGGAACUUGCUCAAUAUUGUCAACAAACAGGCUGAAGAGCUUCACUCCUGUGUAAGUUCACUUUCAGUUAGUCACAAGAAGAAAACCACAAAGCUGCACAUGUACUUUAAGAGACUCUCACAUCAUAUCCUAAAGGAAAUGGGUCACAGUGCUGAAGCCUGGGAGGUGAUCAGGAAAGAAACCAAAGCCCAUCUAAUGAGAGCAGAACAGCUGGCUUCAUCUCUGCACACGGCCCAAUAA